This is a messenger RNA of Lathyrus oleraceus (garden pea), 2095 nucleotides long. Its product is annotated as F-box/WD-40 repeat-containing protein At3g52030. The record is from RefSeq and is a predicted model, not a curated record. The coding region runs from base 183 to 1595 and encodes 470 amino acids. The transcript is spliced from 11 exons. Lineage: Eukaryota; Viridiplantae; Streptophyta; Magnoliopsida; Fabales; Fabaceae. Gene Ontology annotation, molecular function: protein binding.
GCCACAUAAUUUACUUGACUAACUUAGGUAAAAUUCUUAGAAUUGGCUGUAGUCCGGUAUGUUGCCGGCGUAGAGAGUAAGUGCCGUGGGGUGGUGCCACUCCGAAAUCCAGAACCUUCGAACAGCUGCCUUUCCCUUCAGAGCCGCGGCGGUGGCUGGCUACUCAGUCAACUCCAAAAACAAUGACUAAACCGCAACCAAUCUUCACGGCGGCGGCGACAGGAAACACACCUCCUACUCCGGCCAUUACUUCCACCGACCAAAGAAGAAAACGCUGCGGAACUCCAACCACAUCACUUUCCCUCGACGGAGACAUCCUCUGUAUCAUCUUCGCUUUCCUCAACAUGUUCGAUCUCGUUCGCUGCUCUCUCGUUUGCAAAUUCUGGAAUGCAAUCCUUGAGUCUCGAUCGCUGCGAGAGUUUUACGAGAAGAAGUUGCUGAAGGAUUCUUCGAGUUCAUCUGAAUCGACUAAAAAGUCCUUGAGUGUUGUUUUACGGGAAGUAGCUAUGGAGCAGCAUAGAUUGGCGCUUCAAUGUGGUGCAUUUCAUGUUGAUCAGUGGAAGGGUCAUUCAACAGCGGUUUCUCAAUGUCGGAUGAAAAUGGGUACAGUUGUUACUGGUGUGGGAGAUAAGGUUAUCCGUGUCUGGUCAUUAGACCGCUAUAAAUGUGAAGAAGAAUACUCGGUACCUGAUACGCUACCUCUAGUUGACUUUGAUUUUGACGAGAGCAAGAUUGUUGGUCUAAUUGGAAGUCGUUUGUGCAUAUGGAGGCGGAAUGGGAAAAGAAGUGUAUUUCCUUCUCUUGAAGGCAAAUUCAUAACAGGUUCAUGCAUGCGUUACUUUGAUCCAGAAGCUAUGGUUGGAUUUGAUGACGGGGCUGUUCGUGUUUUUGACAUGUACAGUAGGAGAUGUUCUCAAAUAAUAAGAAUGCAUUCGGCACCUAUAACUUGUUUAUGUUUAAGUGAAGAUCAACUGAUAGUAAGUGGCUCCGCUUCAGGGAAUAUAACAAUAUCAGAUCCUUCUUCUGUUCAGAAAGUAGCAAGACUUGGAUCAAGUGAUUUUAGAGGCAUAAAGACGUUGUGUUUAAAACCUUCGUCACAGCUGCUGUUUGCCGGAUCAGCUGUUGGAUACACAUAUUGUUGGGAUAUGAGAACAAGGAGACUGUUGUGGGAGAAACGGGUGAGUCCUAAUGUCGUUUACUCUUUACAGCACAUGCAAAAUGACAAAUCAACAUUGGCUGUUGGAGGAAUAGAUGGUAUCUUAAGAUUUGUAAAUCAAAAUGAUGGCAAUAUUGUUUCAAGUUGUAUUAUGGAGGAUAAAUUGUGGGCAACAUAUCAAAGUCAUUCGGGCAGUAUCCGAAGAAAGAAGGGGAAGAGAUUGCCAGAGGAUACCUACAUAAAUAUUGAUGUCAUUCCGAAGAAUUCUCGACCUUCGAUUACAUGCCUUGCCGUUGGAAUGAAGAAGAUUGUUACCACACAUAAUGCCAGAGACAUCAGAUUGUGGAAAUUGAAAGACAAAAAUAUCUAUGACCGAUUAUCUUGUUUGAUGGAUAUGGAGAAGAAACAUUCUUAUAAAAGGAUCUUUGGUUGGAGAUGAGAAGAUUUGGUUAGAGAUUGAGGGUCUAGGGUAGGGGUGACUAAGGAUGUUUUUCGCUUUGGGAGGUUCUGAGGUGGGACAAUGGUAGAGUGUUGCAAGAUAAAGUUGUUGAUUGUUGGGUGUGACUCUUGAUCGUGAUGCUGACCUUGGAGCUCACAUGGAACAAAAUUACAUUGCUUAAAGUGUCUUUGUUCAUUUAGAAGGGGAUCAACUAUAGGACCCAACUUAAGACAAUUUAGAAAGACAAGAAAUAAUAUUGCCAGGCUCGUUGAAGUGAACAUGUGGAUUGUACAAAAGGACAACAUUCAAUAUUUAUUUUUGGAGUUUUUUUUUUUUGUUAGAUUUGGAAUUGGGUCUUUUGGUGGUUAGGAGAUUUGGAAUUGGGUCUUUUGGUGGUUGGAAUUCGAUGUGUUCAUCUGAAUGUAAUUGGUGCUCACACCCUUCAGGGAUGUAUAUCUCAUUCUUUUAGUAAUAAGGCUUGACAAUGCUUUUAAUUUUAA